AUGCCUAUGAUAUGGAAUACCCACCUACUGCAACCUGCCGAUCACCCACAACACAAUGAAACACACGCCGAGACGGGCACAAUGACACCAAGUACACAUGAAGCGGGGUAUGCUAUUUCAAGUGAUUCGUCCGAUUCGGAUGAUGGCAUGCCUCUCCUUGAGAGCGUCAGUGAACUAAAUUUAUACGAUUUCCCACACGAAGCAGAUAUCCGCAUAAUUCCUAUCGGAUCCAUGGGUAUUCUCCGACCUAUGGAGAAUCUGAACACGCGCUCCACUAUCAUUCUAUGGGAGAUGAACACUCUCAUGAACCCUGCACACGAAAAAGACUGGUUUGACUUCGCGGCAUCUCUACUCCUCGCACUCCACACGUAUAUCCCAUUCAAUGUGCCGCGGUCUCCAUUACUCAUGACUGUGACAUUCAUAUGGAGUAUUACUCCCCAAGACGAUCGCUUCACUGAUGAGCGAACACCUUAUUGUGUUUACUUUCACGUGAAAUCGUCACGUUAUUACAAUGUCGACCUCCACAUGGCUGCGCUGAGUUACGCACUCGCAACUUGCUACAUCAAAGGCGACUACGCGCUGACGCAGACAUUGCCAUCACAAUGCAUCGAUCAAAUAAUAAUGACCGGAUGCGAAUCCGAUUAUACAGCUGGAGUUGUACUCGCCAAAGCAUCGUUUGGACCCAUCUUCCGAGCAACGGUACUCAGCUGCAGUGGCGUUGAUCGCAGCAGAAGCCCGAACUACUUUAUGCUCGGAACCCAUUGCAUCACAACCCCACAUGCCGCUGAACGGCCCGAUAUGGGCAAAGUUCAACAGGCUACUGAAGAAUCUCUAGCAGCCGCAGAGUAUGCAUGUACAUCUAGUAUAGCAGGAAACAUGAUCCGUACUCCACGAUCGGUACUCCGUGAUCGGUACUCCACGAUCGGGAAUAAUUCGACCCCAUAUCAACAUGUAGACACAUUUCCGCGUUAUAAUCACGUUAUCAACGGAACAAUACUAAAAGUAACGGUAUUGAAAUCAAAUCAUGAGCUUGGUGACUAUACACUAUCAUUAAGCGGUUAA
This is a messenger RNA of Coniophora puteana RWD-64-598 SS2, 1062 nucleotides long. RefSeq lists its product as uncharacterized. Lineage: Eukaryota; Fungi; Basidiomycota; Agaricomycetes; Boletales; Coniophoraceae. The record is from RefSeq and is a predicted model, not a curated record. Bases 1 to 1062 code for a protein of 353 amino acids. The transcript has 5 exons.